Molecule: messenger RNA, 507 nt
Organism: Closterium sp. Naga37s-1
Lineage: Eukaryota; Viridiplantae; Streptophyta; Zygnematophyceae; Desmidiales; Closteriaceae
Source: the annotation of a GenBank genome assembly
AUGUCCUCGCGUGCACGUGGUUUUCCCCGCGCAGUGCUGCUCUCCCUCGCCUGCAGCGCCAUCGCGGGUCGCAUUCUCCUCACUGGGUUGAACACUCGCUACCGAGCGACGUCGAAGCCUUUCUCAGCGAGCGGUUUGACUGGCUCGUGUAUCCUCGAUGCUAACGUCACCACUUACCAAACCUUCUCCUUCUUCUUCCGCGUUAUGGGCGUACCGUACACGUCGGAGCCGACUUUCGACACGCCUGGUUACUACGACACCAUGACCGACGCCCUCGUGGUCGAGUUUCCCAACUGCACGUUCUACAGAGAGCCAACAUUGGACAAUUGGAACUGCACCGUCGUAGACAAGCCCAUCAAACUCCCUACGCCGUACCAGCCUGUCAACACCCUCAGGAAGCUAGUGGACGCUGGGCUGUUCACGUAUCCCGGGGACUUCUAUGUUGGGGUUAAUGUGAACGGCGAACCGGUUGUGGGAGCAAUUGGAGCCACUAUGAUGAAGUUUUGA